Exaiptasia diaphana is the source of this 1133-nucleotide messenger RNA. Its product is annotated as four-domain proteases inhibitor. The record is from RefSeq and is a predicted model, not a curated record. Gene Ontology annotation, cellular component: extracellular region. NCBI's taxonomy places the organism in Eukaryota, Metazoa, Cnidaria, Anthozoa, Actiniaria, Aiptasiidae. The transcript is spliced from 7 exons. The coding region runs from base 26 to 973 and encodes 315 amino acids. Gene Ontology annotation, molecular function: serine-type endopeptidase inhibitor activity; protein binding.
AAUCGAUGACGUCAUUGAGAAAAAAAUGAAGACUUCGUAUUUAUUGAUAAUCGUGUGUGCUCUAUUUGCCUCKGUGCUAUCUUUAUCUUGUUACUGUGAAAAAAAGAAAUGCAGUACGACUUUCUGCCCAAACGGUGGAACUGUUAAAGAUGAGUGUGGCUGCUGUGAUGUUUGUGCCAAGCAAGUUGGCCAGAAAUGCGGGGGACUGUAUGACCUUGCAGGUCGUUGUGACAAAGGCCUGUCAUGUGUUGUACGCAAACAUGGAAUUGUUAUUAAUGUUAAAACGUUGAUGAAACCAGGACGAUGUGAACCAGCUGCUUGUAGUUCGUUGUCGUGCCCGAAGUAUUAUUCUUGUGGUGUGGUUAACAACCAGGCAGUGUGUGAAUGCCCCAGACACUGCAAGAAAAGUGGGCGCAAAGUCUGCGAUAUCAAUACUGGUAGAGAAUACGACAGCGAGUGCGAGCUAAGAAAAUACGAGUGCAAAAGAAACAUUCAGAUCCCAUUCAAACACGGCCCAUGCAAACGUUGCAUAAAGGAUGGUCAACUUUAUAAAUUCGGUGAACAAGUGCGCAAUGGACCGUGUGAGAUAUGUUCUUGUGUGCAUGGGAUCUGGAACUGUAAGAAUACUUUUUGCCUGGACCAAAACACAAAAAACCACGGCGUGCCUCAUUUUGCCAUCAAAAAGUCAAAAAAUAAAAAGAAAUGCACUGAACUGCAAUGCCGGMGAUGCAAAUAUGGUCACAUAGUUGAUGACAACGGCUGUAAGACGUGUCACUGCAAACCUAAAAGAAAAAAUAUCUGUCGCCUUUCCAAGAACCCAGGACGGCCGUGUGGGUCAGUGCGAACGCAAACUCGUCGCUUUUUUUUCAACUACAAAAAAGGGAAGUGUGAGCCGUUUAUCUUCUUUGGGUGCCAUCACAACAGCAACAAUUUUAAAACAAAAAAAGCUUGUGAAGCUAGGUGUUUGAUUUGAAAUGGUAAUAUAUGACAAAGGAAAACUGCUAUUAGAAGAGUGUAUUUACCGACAUGUAUACCUUAUACUUGUUUAAAUAGGUUAGGGUUUACAAGUGACGACAUUGGAUUUGACAAUAUUUAGCGACUUAAUGGUAAUAAAAGUUGUUAUUUUUGGUAUU